GCUACGCGUGCGCAGUGAGGUCCUACUUAUCCCGCGUGGAAGCGUAGGGCUCCUGGUUGUGUAGCUGAUGGGAGGAGGUCUUCCCACCAAUAUCACAGGCCUGUUGUACUUCAGCUUCUCCAUCCCCUGGGGGGAGUAGACUGUCUGGGUCCGGCGAUGGCCCGGCUCCCAGCCCCAGGUUCUGUGAUUGUCCCCGAUUGGCACGAGAGCACGGAGGGCAAAGAGCACCUGUCAUCCAUCCUCCGGAAGAACCGUCGGAGGGUGUUUGGGCUGCUGGAGAGGCCGGUUCUGCCUCCCCAGGUGGCUGCUGACACUGCGAGCUACAAGAUCUUUGUUUCUGGGAAGAGUGGGGUGGGGAAGACAGCCCUGGUGGCCAAGUUGGCGGGCCUGGAGGUUCCUGUGAUCCACCACGAAACUGUAGGCAUCCAGACGACGGUAGUGUAUUGGCCAGCCAAACUGCAGGCCAGUGAUCGAGUGGUCAUCUUCCGAUUUGAGUUCUGGGACUGUGGAGAGGCAGCGCUCAAGAAAUUUGAUCACAUUCUGCCUGCCUGCAAGGAGAAAACAGAUGCCUUCCUUUUCCUCUUCUCUUUCACUGACCGUUCCUCCUUUGAAGACCUCCCGGCUCAGCUUUCCCGGGUUGCUGGAGAUGUCCCCAACACUGUCAAGAUGGUCAUCGGCUCUAAGUUUGAUCAAUACAUGCACACUGAUGUUCCUGAGCGUGACCUCAUGGCCUUCCGCCAGGCCUGGGAGCUGCCCCUGCUACGUGUGAAGAGCGUGCCUGGGCGCCGAUUGGCCGACGGGCGCACCCUGGAUGGGCGGGCAGGGCUGGCAGAUGUGGCACAUGUCCUCAAUGGUCUGGGGGAGCACUUGUGGCACCAGGACCAGGUGGCAGCUGGGCUGGUCCCUGGCCCCCAGGAGAGCUCUCCAGAUGGAGGGCAGGGCUGAGGAGAGGGAGUCUGACUUGAGGUGCUCCUGGAAGUAGGACUUAGCUUGGAGUUGGCAUCCCUGCCAGGGAAGGAGCGGGUGUGCUUGUAAUCUAGUGGAGUGGAAAGAAUACAGCAGGCAGAAGAUCUGGGUUCGUGUCCCAGCUGUGACCCUUCUAGGGCGACCUUGAGCAAGUCGCUUCACUUUGAUUCCUAUCCUUAGUUUUCUAAUCUGUAAAAUGGGAGUAUACUUAACACUGCCUCCCUCACGAGGAUGUUGUAGGGAAUGCAUUUUGCAGGCUUUGAAUCACGAUAGAAAUGUGAAGUGAUGAUAGCACCUGCUCUGACUAGACUGUCCAGGCUGUCUGUCUGUGGGGUAAUGGAAGGAGGUAUGAAUUUGGAGCCUGAAGACCUGGUUUUGUAUUCUAGCUCUCCCACUUCCCACUUCUGGGACUCAUUUUCCUCUUCUGUAAGAUGGACACGAUGGUCUCCAAGUUCAUUUCUGGCUCUCUAGCCUAUGGCCUUCCCUGGGGUGGUGAGGAGGUGUGGUGGGAAUGCAGUGGUCCCAGAAAGUCUUCCCUCCCUCACCUCCGCUGUCAGAUCCUCUCCUUUCCUCAGCUCUGAGCCAGUAUAGAGGAGAAGGGGGCAGAGCCAGAGAGGACCAGGGCACCUGGACCCUCAGACAACAAGCCACCCUCUGGCGUCUUAGCUGGUGGCUCUUCAGGGGUGUCGAAUGGUGGAGAUGUUACAGUCUCAAACUAUCCCUUAGAGAAUUAGGGUCCUGGUUCAGAAGAAAGAACACUGGACCUGGAGUCAGAAGAUCUGGGUUCAGACAAGUUACAAAGUAGCACGUCAGACUCUUCAUUGAUACAUUCUCCAGGUCUCACCCACUGUGGUACCCUGUCUUCCUUCUCUCUGGCUCUUGUCGCAUUCACUGGUAGGGAGAGGAGAGCUAAGGGGAGUGGGGAGGGGAAACCAUCUAGGAGGGGGUUGGACUACAUGGCCUUCAAAUUUCCUUCUUAAGCUAAAAUCCUGUUUUCCCCUAAGUCUCCAGGCUACCAGUAGGUGACUCAGAGGAGACCCGGGUUCUGAAGUCACUGAGAUCAGUAAUUCCAGAAGCAGCAUUUCUGGCUGAGCAUCAAUCAGUCCACAAGUAUUUAGGACAGGGGUUCCUGAUCUGGGUUGGGGAACUUGUUUUAUAUAUAAAUAUA
Molecule: messenger RNA, 2134 nt
Organism: Vombatus ursinus (common wombat)
Lineage: Eukaryota; Metazoa; Chordata; Mammalia; Diprotodontia; Vombatidae
Gene: CPLANE2
Product: ciliogenesis and planar polarity effector 2
Exons: 6
Coding region: 157-945 (262 amino acids)
Molecular function (GO): GTPase activity; GTP binding
Source: RefSeq, a predicted model, not a curated record